Acaulospora morrowiae is the source of this 1029-nucleotide messenger RNA. Lineage: Eukaryota; Fungi; Glomeromycota; Glomeromycetes; Diversisporales; Acaulosporaceae. The record is from the annotation of a GenBank genome assembly.
AUGGCAGAAGCAAAUUCUCACCAACAGCCUUCCGAUAAUCAAGACUGCCAUGCUGUCGCUGUUAAUGGAAACAGUAAUGGUGCUUUACCUGCUGCACAAAAUAGCUCCUCGAAUCAAAAAAAACCUUCUUAUCAACUAACACACAGCUUGGUCGGGCACAAAAAAUCUAUUUCAAGUGUCAAAUUUUCCCCAGAUGGAAAAUGGCUUGCUAGUGCAUCUGCUGAUAAAACGAUAAGAAUCUGGAAUGCAUAUACUGGUCAGCACGAAAAAACAUUUGAGGGUCAUACCCAAGGUAUAUCGGACGUAGCGUGGGCAGUUGACUCCAUGUCAUUGUGCUCAGGUUCAGACGACACGACAAUACGAAUUUGGAAUAUGAAUCAGAAUUCUGCUGUAAAAGAGCUCAGAGGUCAUACGAAUUACGUGUUCUGUGUGAAUUUCAAUCCUCAAUCGAGUUUAAUUGUGUCUGGAUCUUUCGACGAAAGUGUGAGGAUCUGGGAUGUUAGGAAUGGAAAAUGUUUGAAGAUCUUGCCUGCUCACUCUGAUCCGGUUUCUGCAGUACAUUUUAACCGAGACGGAACGAUGAUUGUUUCCGGCAGUUAUGAUGGCUUAAUUCGUAUUUGGGAUACUGCAUCUGGUCAAUGCUUAAAAACGAUAGUAGAUGAUGAUAAUCCGCCAGUUUCCUUUGUAAAAUUUUCACCUAACGGAAAAUACAUUCUUGCUUCAACUCUCGAUAAUACCUUGCGUCUCUGGAACUUCCAUUCUUCGAAAUGUUUGAAAACAUAUACUGGUCACAUAAAUAACAAAUACUGCGUGUUCUCGAGUUUCUCAAUUACUGGCGGAAAAUGGAUCGUAAGUGGUAGUGAAGAUAAUUGUAUCUACAUAUGGAAUUUGCAAAGCAAAGAAAUUGUCCAAAAAUUAGAAGGUCACACUGAUGUUGUAUUAACUAUUGCAUGCCAUCCGACAAAAGAUAUCAUCGCGUCUGGCGCGAUUGGAAACGACAAAACUGUCAAAAUAUGGGUUGAUAAAUAA